AUGGCUAAGAAAAAGAAGUCCAAACGGGGCGUAGAAGUAAAGGACAUCAGCAACUUUCAGUAUGGAUACCGUGCGGAUUCGUCCAACGCGGUACGUACUCCUGUGGCAACUCGGAGAGUUCCUGUUGAUCCUGCUGUUUUGAAACGCGCAUACAUUUUGCACAACUUCCAGUUUGUGCUCCGGCAUGACGCUCAGCAACUCAGAGCUGUCCCUGGUUUGCCGCAGAGGCCACACCAGGUAACUGAAGCCCUUCGACUGAGUGGUACAACGCCCCCGUGGGAUCUCAUUAUUGCAGUGGUGGCACGGGGGACGUGGGAGGAGUUUCACUGCCCGGUGUGCCUGGAGGAGCCACAGGCAGCGCGUAUCACGAGUUGUGGCCAUGUCUUUUGCUUGGUUUGUGUACUGCAGUACAUUUCUAGGCGAAAAGCGGAGAGCAAGCAGCGGACUUGUCCAGUGUGCAGCAACUUUAUUACCGUGGCCUCCCUACGGCCCUGUAUGGUCAGGUUGGUAGAACCGCCAUCCGUGGGUGCCAGGGCUUCUUUCACCAUGCUGAAGCGUAAAGGGGACUCUUGUAUCUUGCUUCGGCAAGAUGAUCCCUGCUGGAAGGAAACGACCCUUACCGAUGACGAACUCCGUCUUCCAUUCUACGGUGAGCCGUCCGCAACAUACAGUAGGUACGUCAUCUCCACGGAAAGCGGCGAAGCUACAUUGCGUGAGGACGAAUGCACAGCAAUAACGAGGCAAAUAAGUAUGCUUGAGGCGCAGCCAAGGCCGUUUACAUCAUUUGAUGAUGACUUACUUAAAAGGGCCGAAGACGCUCUCCGACUUACCCUGCAGGGAGUUCCACAGCAACAAUCGGCGGGUGAAACUCGCUCUUCCCCUCCUCUUGCUCCUAAAACACCGGGUACGGAAACAAACAUGGCUUAUGAAUUUUAUGGGGAGACCGACGGGCAGGCGUAUUACAUGCAUCCCAUCACAUACAAAAUGUUGUGUGUGGAUGCUGAGGCCCGUAACUCGCCUCUCCGCAACGUUGUAGAGGCUCCGGUAGAGGAGAUUACGACGUUUACGCAGGACGAGGCAUCCAGGAAACGCUACAGAGUUUUUGCUCACGUACCACUUCAUGCAACAAUAAAGUUGUGUCUUCUUGACCUGAGCGACAUUGUUCUUGCGUCCACAAUGAAGAUUUUCGAACCAACACUUGCACGGCUGCGGAAGUCACGGCAACUUCGGGAAUCGAGUAUUAGCAGCAGUACCGAAGAUUCUACGUGGCAGGAGUACCUCCGACGCUACCGCACUGAUUGGCGGGGUGAGGCAGAGAGAACUUUGGAGGAUAUGAGCCCGAUGUCGGAAUUUAUGAUGUCGGAGAUGUCUGCAGAUUUCGAGCGUCUACCAGCACUUGAACUCUCCCCAUCCGAUGGUACUCCGCCCCUUGGUCCCGUGCCGCAAGCAUCAGCGGGAAGGGAAACACCCGGAGGAGGUUGCUGGAAGACCGGCAACUCUCUCCAGCUUUUCUCUUCACCUCCAGUGCGCCCCGUUGUGCCUACAUGGGGUGGGCACGGCUUCAAUCCAAACAAACCAUCGUCGAACGUGUCUCUAGCUGAGGGGCGGAAGAGGUAA
Messenger RNA from Trypanosoma brucei brucei TREU927, 1617 nucleotides. RefSeq lists its product as hypothetical. The coding region runs from base 1 to 1617 and encodes 538 amino acids. The transcript has a single exon. The record is from RefSeq and is a predicted model, not a curated record. Gene Ontology annotation, molecular function: transcription cis-regulatory region binding; metal ion binding. Gene Ontology annotation, biological process: positive regulation of transcription by RNA polymerase II. Lineage: Eukaryota; Euglenozoa; Kinetoplastea; Trypanosomatida; Trypanosomatidae.